This is a messenger RNA of Brachypodium distachyon (stiff brome), 784 nucleotides long. Its product is annotated as early nodulin-like protein 2. Gene Ontology annotation, molecular function: electron transfer activity. Gene Ontology annotation, cellular component: plasma membrane. Lineage: Eukaryota; Viridiplantae; Streptophyta; Magnoliopsida; Poales; Poaceae. The record is from RefSeq and is a predicted model, not a curated record. The transcript has 2 exons. The coding region runs from base 80 to 784 and encodes 234 amino acids.
ACACACUACUCCUAAAACACUAGGCGAUCGAGUAGUACUAGAUCGACGUCGGCGUUGAGUAGUCGAUCUGCAUCUGAACAUGGCCGGCGGCAAGAUGGCCGUUGCUCAGCUAGUCGUUGUGGCUCUCAUGCUCGCGGCGACGGGCUGCUGGGCCGGCCGGGACUUCUAUGUGGGCGACGGCGGCGGGUGGCGGACGAACCCCGCCGAGCCCUUCAACCACUGGGCCGAGCGCAACCGCUUCCAGGUCAACGACCGCGUCGUGUUUAGGUACAAGGGGCACGAGGACUCGGUGCUGGUGGUGAGCAAGAGCCACUACGAGUCGUGCAACACGAGCGAGCCGUUCCUGCGGCUCGACGGCGGCGACUCCGCCUUCGUCCUCUCCAGCUCCGGGCCCUACUUCUUCAUCAGCGGCCACGCAGACCGCUGCUGGGCCGGGGAGCGCCUCAUCGUCGUCGUCCUCGCCGUCCGCGCCGGCGCCAAAACCACCCCGCCGCCCAAGUCGUCGUCCCCUCCGGCGCCGGCCAAGGCGUCGCCUCCGUCGCCGAACUCAACACAGUCGCCGCCGUCGUCUCCCCCGGCGCCGGCGAAGCCUUCGUCGCCUCCGCCCGCCCCAGCACCGGCUCCGCCGGCUGCGGUGAACACUUCGUCCUCGCCGUCUCCCGGGGUGGCUGUGGCGCCGGGGAAGAACGCUACGGCGCCGCCACCGUCGCCGUCGUCCGCGUCGGCCUUAAGCAGCAGUGUCUUAAUGUGCCUCGCCGGUGCCGCCGCAGUGCUUCUUGUGUGA